AUGUCGUCGACAGAGCUCUCUGAAGCUCACAACGGGUCGAACGGCGCGGGUGUUACGUCGCAAGCCCCCCCAGCGCCAGCCCACGAUGCCAGCGUCUCAGCCAACCCCGAGCUGGACCUCCCUAAGCUCCAGUCUCUAGCCACCGACCAGCAACAACUCUUCCUCUUUACCCACGUGUCGGCACUGACGAAACAUGUCUUGGCCCUCUCUCCAGACGACUGCACGGCGCAGCAAAUGUAUAUCAAGAAAGAAAUCUUCCAGAUCCUUACCCUGACAUCGCCGCAACCCACUCGAGUGAUCCGCAACAACCUAGGUCGGUGCCUGGCGCAUAUCUUGGGAAUAGGAGACCGAAAGCUGCUCUUCGAGACCGUCAACGAUCUCAUAUCCAUACUUGCUGGCGGGAAGGGGAAAACGGAGGCCUCUCAGCGAGCCAAGCAUGCUGCUGUCACAUGCCUAGGAGACGUCUUUGCGGCGGCUGGUGACAGCGCCAUUGGCCUCCAUCCGUUGGCAUGUACCUCUAUGCUGAAGCUUCUCAAGGCCUCUUGGAACAAUGCGGGCUUGAGGGCCGCCGUGUUUCUCUCUCUCGGCAAGCUUGUCUCCAUGGUACGGACCAGUAUGGACGAGACGAUUACGAGGGACAUGUGGAAACAGUCCAGGAGCUUCGCGACAAGCGACAAGGGCUCGCUGGUCGUCGUGUCUGCGUGCCGCUGUUUGAAAGCCCUUGUACGACACACGCCCUACUUUGACAAUUCUGGCGACUUCGACAAGUUGCAGGCUGCCGUCUUCAAGAUCAUCGACUCCCCCUCUAGGCAGGUCAGGCAUGCUGCUGCAGAGACCCUCGCUGAGGCCAUGCUCCGGGGCUACUCCGAGACGGGUCUCCCGGGCGAUGCCGCCUCGUCCAAGGCGAAGAAACCGAAAUCCAAAGCGCUACGACGAGCCAGCACGAUGCCUAGCAAUCUUGCCGACGAGGAUGAGCUGCCCACCUCGAGACCUGGGAGUCCCGCCCCUGGCGGUAAAAAGACGCAGCAUCUCGCCCUGUCGCUAUCGGACAUCCUGAAGAUCCUAUCUACCCAUUAUACGAAGCUAUCCACGUCGAACAGGGCGAGGGCCGCAAUUGGGGUGUGCUACGCCAAGCUCUUCAAGAAGCUGGGCGAGAAGGUCGUGGGACCCAAUUUCCUGAGGAUUGUCGACAAUCUGUCCGUCGACCUUCUUGGCCAGCCCACUAUCACCAAUAACAAAUAUCGACUGCUGAUUUCGAGACGCAUCGUGGAGACGAUCCUCCAAGACGUCAUCAACAAGAAGAUUCUUGGCGAGGCCGGUCAGACUUCAGUGGCCAAAGCCCUCAUCACGGACAUUCUUAAGAAUUAUCCCCAAGCGCUACCUGAGAGACCCGAGCCGUCUAAGCAGACCUUGAUCAUCUCACUGGGCGUGGUGGGCUCCCUCGUCGGAAGCCUGGGCUCGGCGGCAUACAGCUUCGCAGAGUCCUGCCGAGACGGCCUCCUCGGUAUUCUUCAGCAUCCGAGCUACUCCGUCCAGGUCCAUGCAUCGGCUUGCAUGAAGGCUCUGGUGCUUGCCUGUCCUCAACAGCUGCUACCUUGUCUGUCCGUUUGCAUGAACAGCCUCAACCGAGAACUGUCGCAGUUGACCAAUGGCCGGAACUCGCCCAGACGCUGUAUAGGAUACGCCCAUGGACUUGCCGCGACGCUCAGUGCCAGCCCUUCACGCCCCCUCUAUGGCUCCGUCGACGUCAACAGUCGCGUGCUGACCAUGGCGACCAACUUACUCAAGUCCAGCGGGCAGUCCGAGCUUCGGGUCUCCAGCACUCAGAUCCAGGUGGCAUGGAUCAUGAUCGGCGGCCUGAUGUCUCUGGGGCCCAACUUUGUCAAGAUUCACCUUUCUCAACUCCUCUUGCUUUGGAAGAAUGCCCUACCCAAACCUCUCUCCAAGGACAACACGGCUCAUCGCAGCUUCUUGGAGGCCUCCUUUUUGACGCAUGUUCGCGAGUGCGCCCUCGGCUCCAUCCUGGCCUUUCUGCAAUACAACAGUCGGCUGCUCACCGUCGACGUUUCGAAGCGCAUAGCCACCAUGCUUCAGAAUACGACGGCCUUCCUGCGCUCUCUGCCUGCCAAGAAAACGUCAGAGGACGUUGCGCAGAGGCUGGCCCCGGCACUGCAGCUCCAGGAUCUGGACAUGAUGGUGCAGCGCCGAGUCCUGCAGUGUUACACCAAACUGGUAAAUCUGAGCCCGGCGGGUGGUAGCGAGGCGCUCCUGCAGUCGAAUCUGCUCACCCUGGCCAUCUCCUUGUUCGCGGAUCCCGAGAACUACGCCCCCAGUGCCUCGCUCAGUGCAUCCAUUGCGAACGCUGCCGCCACCUUCGACACGAUCUGGGACGUGGGCGACAACUCCGGGUUUGGUAUCACGGGCCUUGUGUCCGGCUUCAACGUCCGGCCCCUGCCCGGUCAGCAUGAAUCAUCCAUGGAAGACACGCUGCCCCAGGACAAUAGCCCGGAAGACACCAUUGACAGGCUUCUCCUCAGCCCUAUCUGCGGCACCUUGGAGCAUGACGCCUCCCUCCUUUACGUUGGCGAUUCUGCCCCGGGGCCAGAGGCUCCAGAUCCGCCAGCUACCGAGGUUAUCAACAUGGCCAUACAGCUAUUCGCAUUUGUCUUUCCGCUCACGCCUUCCAAGGUGCAAGAAAGCGUACUCGAGCAGAUCAAGACGUUCAUGUCCGCAGGAUCUUUGCAGAGGGAUCCUGGGAGGAGAGCUGCGAUGAACGUCAACGUAUCACUUGCGGUCCUCUCGACGCUUCGGGUUGCCACGAAGGAGACCGGGGCUCCUUCCGGCGAUGUCUCCAAUAUGGCGGUGGAGAGGCUCCUACAGGAUAUGCUUCGGGACUUUGUCAUCGACGAAGAUCAGUAUGUGCGGAGCAUUGGCUACGCCGCCGUGGCCAGGCUCUGCGACGCGUGUGGCAAUGCAUUCACCAACCAGGAGAUCAAGCACCUUGUCGACACCAUCGUCGCCAACAGGGAACCGAGCGCAAGAGCCGGGUGCGCCAUGGCGAUGGGGGCUAUCCAGAAGCAGGUUGGGGGCAUGGCUGCUGGUUAUCACCUCAAGACGGUUCUCAGCGUCCUCAUGUCUCUUGGCAGCGACCCGCACCCCGUGGUCCAUUACUGGGCCUUGGAGGCCCUCGCUCUCUCCGCCGAUGCCGCCGGCCUCAGCUUCUCGAGCUACGUCCCGGGCACACUGGGCAUGCUCGUGCAGCUCUACGUCUCGGAUACGCACAACCCCGAAAUCUCCUCGCCGGUGACCAUGAACCUGGAGAUGGAAUCGUCCACGACCGCAGCCAUCGUCCGUUGCGUCGACUCCCUGAUCAACGUCCUCGGCCCCGACUUGCAGGAUUCGACCAAGUCAAGGGAACUGAUACUCAGCUUGGUGGGCCAGUUCCAGGAUGAGGAGGACGUCCUGGUACAGCGAGAAAGCUUGGGCUGCCUGGAGCAUCUGUCGUUGUAUGCCCCGGGCUACAUGGAAUUCGAAAGUUACGUCAAGACACUACACCGAUACCUCAACUCGGAGGACGCAGCGCUCCGCGAUGUGGCCAUCGAUGGACUCCACAACAUGAUGAAGCGGGAUCCUCUGGACGUCGUCCAAGCUGCGGACAAUGGGUUUGAGGAUGAACUCUGGCUCGUCCUGGACACCGUCCCCUCGCACGACGGCAUCCGGAACAUCAUUCUCAACUGGCUCAAGCAGACCUCGUUGACCGAAACGGAAUCAUGGCUCCAAAAGAUCCAAAGCGUGCUGAAGAUGACGAGGGCAAAACCAAAGGACGAGUCGGACUCGGCGGCUGCCAAGUCGGGCGGGUUGCCGGAUCUGCAGGACGAAGAGGUCGCUGGCUUCGCAGCCGCUUCAGGAGCCCCCAAGGACGAUUCGGAUACCAAGACGGCCUCCGAAGUCGAGCCGCUCCGUUGGCAGGUGACGACGUUCGCGGUCAGCCUCAUCAGUGAGCUAUUUACCCUUGUCAACAAAGACGUCGCGACGCGCGGCGACUCCCCUGCCCAAGCGGCACUGCAGGGCAAAGUGGGUGAUGUCGUCAAGAUGGCCUUCUCCGCCUCCACGUCGAGCGUGCUGGAGCUUCGAAUCUGGGGGUUGAAGAUCAUAGGAGACGUUUUGAAGAUGUUCGGACGCACUCCCGACCCGGACUUUGAGGAGGCCAUGCUGUUGGAGCAGUAUCAAGCACAAAUCAGCUCCGCCCUGACUCCGGCUUUCGCCGCUGAUUCAUCCCCCGAACUCGCGUCCGAAGCUGUGAAUGUUUGCGCCGGCUUUAUUUCCACGGGUAUCGUCACGGAUGUUGACAGGAUGGGCCGUAUCCUGAAAACACUGGUCACGGCCUUGGAGAACUUUUCCCGGAACAGCGAAAACGCCGGCAUCGGCGAUCUGAAGGGACUGAGUUCUAACGCCCAGGUCAUGGUCAAGAUGUCCGUCUUCUCGGCGUGGGCAGAGCUCCAGGUCGCCAGCUCGGAGCAAAAGUACCUCGUUGACGUCCUCAAGCCUCACAUCGGCACCCUCACGCCGCUGUGGCUCGAGUCCCUGCGAGAAUUCGCGCGGCUUCGCUUCGAGCCUGAUAUUUCGAUGACACUAGGGCCGCCGUCCCUCACCGGCAGUCUCGAUACCAUAUAUGCGGCGCUCAACCGUGAGACGCUCCUCAAGUUUUACCAAGAGUCUUGGCUGAAGCUAGUGGACGCGAUCGCGAGUCUCAUCGAGCAAGACAGCGAAUUCGUCUUCGACGCCCUUGAUGGCAAGGGGUCCGAUGCGCCAUCGACUAACGGCCACGGCCAUGGCAAGGGACCGGAUAUAAACUACCGCGACGAGCCGGUGGCUUUCUUCUUCGUCCUCUUCGGCAUUGCAUUCGAGGCGUUAGCAACCCGUUCGAGCCAGCCGGACACCUUGGCGACGCAGGAACAGACCUUGGCCAUCCUACAAGCGCUCAAGAAAAUCCUCCACCCGAGCGUCUCCGGCCACGCCAUCUAUCGCGAAGCCAUCUUCUCUGAACUGAUGGAACUUCUAGACCGCUUGGUCCUAACCGAGGGUCUUGACGUGCAAGGUGUCAUUGUAGAUAUAGCCAAAGCUCUUUGCGUUUCUCAUCCUUCGGCGAGGAAGAAAGACGCGGCCGAUGACGACGGCGACCUCUCUGACGACAUUGAACAACUCUUCGAGCUGACUCGGAUCAGCGUGCUCGUGCUCUCCGGCCUGCUGCCCAACCUCUCGCCCGAACCUCAGCCGACUAGGUUCCAGACCACGGACGAGGCCAUCCUGCUCAUCCGGUCCUCGGUGGACGCCCUGGUCGACGCGGCCGAGGUCUUCCCCGCCAUCAUCAAGACCGACCUCCACGCAUGCAUCAUUCACAUCUUCUCCACUGUCCUCGCCACGCCGUCCUGUCAGCAAGUUGUCGUCGCCCAGUCACUGCCGACCUUGAAGCGGUUCAUCUCUAGCAUGUCCAGAUCUCGCGCAACGGGCGAACAAGAAGGCGGAUCCGUGACGGAUGUACAGCUUCAGGCAUGCCUUCGACGCUUCUUGUCCAUCUACCUCAACGCGCAGAAGCGGGAAGCAGCUACCUCCCUUAGCUGUGUGAAGAACUGCUUGCUUGCUAUUACUAUUUUGUUUACCGGAGGCCAGAAUCAGCUCGGUGCGAGUGAGCCGUUGGUCGCACGAUAUCUUGAUGAGUUGAUCGACUGCCUCACGGAUCGAAUGACCGCCAAGAUCGCAGCAAACUGCAUCAAAUCGCUGCUGCUCCAGCCGAAACCCACGCGUGCCGACCAGACCAUGGCCCGCUACCUCCUGCCACGCCUCAUCACCUUCGUUACCAACACGGACCCGGAGGACCCGGAAGAUGCCCGCGGCCUGGUCUGCGGCACGCUAACGCAGCAUCUCGUCACUAUGGCCUCCUCCUUCUCCUCCUCCUCCUCCUCCUCAGCUGCCAGUGCUGCUGCUUCCGCCACCACUACCGCCACCGCCACCACCACCACCGGAGAAACCCGAGACCGUGUUAUGGCCGGCAUGGCGCUGGUGAUACCCACCCUCCUGGCGCGGGCGUCAGCCGAGGGCAGGGAAACCUACCGGGAGACGAGCACCCGGCUCCUCGAACUGGCGAGCGCAGACCAGGCUGCCUUCAAGGCCGUCCUGGGGGGUAUGAGCGAUGGGCAGAAGGCCUUCUUGGAGGAAGUGAUUCGGGCGGGCCGGGAUGCGGCCGGCGCGGUAGAGCGGACCGUAGGCGGUGGCGCCGGUGCUAGCAACGGUGGCCAUCCAACCAUCGAGCUCAAGAUGAACUUUGGGAGUCCGUAG
Molecule: messenger RNA, 6336 nt
Organism: Sodiomyces alkalinus F11
Lineage: Eukaryota; Fungi; Ascomycota; Sordariomycetes; Glomerellales; Plectosphaerellaceae
Product: ARM repeat-containing protein
Exons: 2
Coding region: 1-6336 (2111 amino acids)
Biological process (GO): intracellular protein localization; retrograde transport, endosome to Golgi; endocytosis
Cellular component (GO): endocytic vesicle; membrane; Golgi apparatus
Source: RefSeq, a predicted model, not a curated record